This is a messenger RNA of Temnothorax curvispinosus, 1598 nucleotides long. RefSeq names its product EARP-interacting protein homolog. The record is from RefSeq and is a predicted model, not a curated record. NCBI's taxonomy places the organism in Eukaryota, Metazoa, Arthropoda, Insecta, Hymenoptera, Formicidae. The coding region runs from base 358 to 1485 and encodes 375 amino acids. Gene Ontology annotation, biological process: protein ubiquitination. The transcript is spliced from 7 exons. Gene Ontology annotation, molecular function: protein binding.
CGCGGCGCCCCUGGAACCGAGCUUGCCGUGCGUUCGGACGAGGCCGGUGAACGCGGCAUUACACAUUACAUGGAAUGGACGUCAGUAGAGCUGCGGCUGGAUUGACGUUCACAUUCCUACGGGAUUGUCCGUUCGGAUGAUUCCUCUUUGAACUGAAACGAUAAUCUUUUGUUAUCACAGGAUAUGAUGUCGAUGGAAACCCGAAACGAAGUUUAAAUUCUUGUGCAGCUGUCUUUAAUGUUAUUGUUUGCCAUGCGCUUUUGACAGAUCACAUAUGGUCUGAAGAAUCGUACGCGCAUUUCCCUGGCAGGCUUCAAUAAAUAUCACAUUGUGCGGUGAAACGCAACGCAAUCAAAAAUGGAAAACGAUAAUCCAGUUAUAUAUGGGCUCGAAUUCCAAACCAGAGCACUGUCGGCUCAAACGGCCGAGACGGAUAUCGUGAGAUUCUUGGUAGGAACGCAGUCUUUAAAAUUCAACAACAACCAGGUUCACUUAGUAGAGCUUAAUGAGGAAACAGGAAACUUGAAGACGCAGGUGUUUCAGCAUUCAGUAGGAGAAAUUUGGUCCUUACAGGCUUCUCCGACUGAAUCUGAUAUAUUUAUUACGUGUUACAAUAGCUUGAGUGAGGAAGGUUCCUGUCAGAUGAAAGGAGCUAUCUGGAGAUUUCCUGAGAUAAAAGAAUACACUAAUGAUAUUCUGCAACUCGAUAAAUUAGCUGAUAUCGAUACGACUCCAUAUGGCACCGAUCUUAAAACGAUUGCCUAUCAUCCUAUGGAUAGUAAGAAGGUUGUGUCGGUAGUAGAUAACAAUUUUGUUUUAUGGGAUCUGGCUGAAGGACCACAGGUUAUGGUAUCAGGCACCUUAGCAGGCAAAGGUCAGCCACGGUUUACGAACGGUAAAUGGAAUCCUCACAACGGUGCCAAUCAAUUUGUAACCUUGAACGAUAACAACGUUCGCGGAUGGGAUUUCAGAAGUCCAGCCAAUGCUGCUUGGUCUAUUUUAUCCGCGCAUUCACAAAUCAUCAGGGACUUGGAUUUCAAUGCAAAUCGUCAGUAUUUUCUGUCUACUUGCGGCGACGAUGGAUACAUGAAGUUCUGGGAUAUCCGUCUUCCGACGGAACCGGUGCUGUCACGUAUGGAGCACUCGCAUUGGGUGUGGAACAUAAGGAUCAACCGAUUCCACGAUCAGCUUGUUUUAACGUCCAGCAGUGAUUCCAGAGUGAUAUUGUGCAGCAUCGCGUCCAUAUCGUCUGAACCAUUCGGACAUAUGGUGUCAGCGGAAGACGAGACUUCGCAAAACGAAGAAUCUUGCGGGAAAAAGAAAUUAGAAGAUGGUCUGGUAGGAAGGUACGAGGAACACGAAGACAGUGUGUACGCAGUGGAAUGGUCGUCCGCCGAUCCUUGGACAUUCGCAUCUCUCAGUUACGACGGCAGAUUAGUUCUCAAUAAAGUACCGCGUAAAUAUAAAUAUCAAAUACUUCUAUAAAUCCACAAUAUUCAACGAAAAAGUGGAAGUAAUAUUACAUGCCUUAUUUAUUGUAAAUUUAAUUUUGUACCUAUAUAUCAUGUACAUAAUUAUUGACAUUGUACAUAUGUGUA